Molecule: messenger RNA, 1369 nt
Organism: Drosophila innubila
Lineage: Eukaryota; Metazoa; Arthropoda; Insecta; Diptera; Drosophilidae
Gene: Asciz
Product: zinc finger and BTB domain-containing protein 41
Exons: 1
Coding region: 79-1287 (402 amino acids)
Biological process (GO): regulation of transcription by RNA polymerase II
Cellular component (GO): nucleus
Molecular function (GO): DNA-binding transcription factor activity, RNA polymerase II-specific; transcription cis-regulatory region binding
Source: RefSeq, a predicted model, not a curated record
ACAGUGCUAUUUUUAGUCUGUAAUGUUUAUAUAUCUGCAAUUUGUGUUUGACUGGGCGCAAAUGUUUUUGUCGAGUUCAUGUCAAGAAAAUACACUCCCGAUGUAGCCGAGUUGCUUCCUGUUCGCCAGUACCGCUGCGAGCAUUGCAGUGAUCAGGUAUUUGGCAAUCAAAGUCACUAUCAACUGCACUUGCGACGACGUCAUAAGCUGAACGUUAUAAGCAACGAGGCGGAUGUGUCAAGUUAUCAUUGUCCCGUGGAUAAAUGUGUUUAUCAUGCUGAUCGGCAAGACGGACGCGGCUUUGCCAACCUUCGAUUUCUGCGGCAACACUACCAAAAGAUCCAUAUGGCCAAGGAGUACAAAUGCAAUGAAUGCAACGAAACAUUCUUGCUCGAACGUCAUCUGGAGAAGCAUCAGUGUGGUUCGAUUUAUACAUGUCCCGUCUGCAGUCUCACCUAUACGAGCAAGGCGAGCCUUCAAACCCAUAUGCGGCGCAAGAACCACUUGAACACGCCAACGGAGCCAUCGGGAGUGCCAAAAGUUCCGCUUUCUUCCUUGAGGACGUGGAAAAAGUCUCAGGAAAUGUCGGACACAGCAAAUAGUGCAGAACCCGCUGUGAAAGUGAUGACACCUCCUGUAGAAGAACGUAUACAUCCAAUGGAGCUGUCUAUGCAACCCAUAUAUUAUUGCCUGCCAGCUAUAGAGGUUCCAUAUACCCUGGAAUUGCCAACACAGACUGAAAAUGUCGUUGAGAUAAAUACUGAAGUGAACAUGGAACAGGAGUCAGUUAGCCAUAAUAAUGAGCUGCCCAUUCCCAGUUUUACGGAUGAGGAAGUCGAGCGACUUUUGCGCGAUAUGGAAACUCAAACGGAUGAUGUUGAUCUCGAUGCACUGGACAUGAACAAUGAGGUGCUGGUACCGCUGCUGCGCAACAUACAAACUCAGACUCUAGACAAUAGACAGCACCAAAGUACAAUGACGGAAUUGGAUCUUGAGCCGGAGGGAAAUGCAACAAGCGAAUUUAAUGCCUACCCAGAACAGGAAGCGAUGUUUGGUCUACAGACUGGUCUUCAGGCUCACAUGCACACCCAGACCUGUGAUGAACUCUUCGAGGAGCUCGGCUUGUCUCACAUACAAACACAAACACAUUGUCCCGAUGGUCUCUACAAUACCCAGCACACACAGACAUGCGAUGAGAUGCUAGAUGAAUUCCUGGAGAACUUCCAAUCGACUUGCACACAGACCAGAUGGUUAGAUUGGCAGGAAACAGAAGAUCCUAGUAAUUAAGAAGGGUUACAUUUGUUACAAAAGGGUUUAAUUGGUUUUCAGACUUGUUUCACAUUUAAGUAUAUACAAGAUAAUCACAAUA